Molecule: messenger RNA, 4338 nt
Organism: Stegastes partitus (bicolor damselfish)
Lineage: Eukaryota; Metazoa; Chordata; Actinopteri; Pomacentridae
Gene: bicdl1
Product: BICD family like cargo adaptor 1
Exons: 10
Coding region: 1-1845 (614 amino acids)
Biological process (GO): Golgi to secretory granule transport; vesicle transport along microtubule
Source: RefSeq, a predicted model, not a curated record
AUGUCCGCUUUCUGCCUCGAUCUGCAGACGUCCGCUGUGGUUUCAGCACCACUGGAGCUGGACAGCGACUGCAUGGAGCCCCGGGCCAGCCCCGCCGCUCAGGAGCCCGGCGGCUUCCAGGGUCACCCGCUGCGGCACGCCGGCUCCGGAGGCCUAGGCAUGGCCUUGGAGGAGGAACUGGCCAUGCUUACCGGGGAGCGGGGAGAUGAGGAGGAGCUGGCCGACCUAGAAACGCCUGCGGUGGGGCAUAACACCGACUUGCUGUCGCUUUUCCGCCAAAAGGAAAAAGACUUGGUUUUAGCUGCUAAACUCGGCAAAGCGUUGCUGGAAAGAAACCAAGACUUGACCAAGCAAUAUGAGAAAAUGCACAAAGAUCUCAACGAGAAAUUAGAGCACUUGGAGCAAGAGAAGCAUGAGUUGCGACGGCGUAUGGAAAGUCGAGAAGGGGAGUGGGAGAGCCGCGUUUCUGAGCUGGAGACGGACGUCCAGCAGCUGCAGGGUGAGCUGGAGCGCCACCAGGUCCAGCUGAGAGAGGCUGACAGGGACAAGACCAAGGCCAUCAGCGAGCUCUCUGAACAGAACCACAGACUUCUAGAGCAACUCAGUAGGGCUGCAGAGGUGGAGAGGCAGCUGUCCACUCAGGUCCAUUCAUUACGGGACGACUUCAGGGAGAAGAGUAUGUCUACAAGCCAGCACAUGACACGACUAGAGACUCUACAGGCGGAGAUUAAGAUGCUGUCAGAGAGGAAGAUGGAGCUGGAGCGGCGGGUGCAUGCCAUGCUCCAGGAGAACGAGCUGCUGCAGAAUACAGUGGACGACCUCCGAGAGAGGACGCUGGUGCUGGAGAAGCAGUGUCACGAGAAGGACCUUCAGUUGCGACAGAGCCAGCUGGAGCUCCAGGAGGUCCAGAUGUCCCACAGGCAGCUGACCUCUCGGUUGGAGGAUCUGACAGAGGAGCACAGCCUUCACAGCCUCACCCCCCACCCAUCCAGCCUGCUGUGUGAGAUCGAGCAGAGCAUGGAGCAAGAGGAGCAGGAGCAGGAGAGGGAGCAGCUGCGUCUUCAGCUAUGGGAGGCUUACUGUGAAGUUCGUUCGCUCUGCUCUCAUCUCCGGGGAAAUGACGUCACAGAUUCAGCCCUGUCCACCGACUCUUCCAUGGACGAGUCCUCGGAGACGUCCUCAGCCAAGGAUGUGCCUACUGGGAGCCUCCACACCAGCCUGCUGGAGCUACGGAGGCUAACACAGAAUCUGCUGGAUGGCAACGAGUCGACGGGCUCGCGGCGCAGCGAUGAGGAGGCUCUGGAGGAACAGGUGAGGAAGCUGGGAGACGAGCUGAGGGAAGUGCGAGAGCUGUACGAAGCUGAGCAGGAUAAAACGCGCAACAAUGAAGAGGAGCUGCUUCAGCUGCACAACCAGAUGGCGCUGCUCUCUGUAGAGUUGUGUUCGCUUCGGGAGGACAACGAGCGAAUGAGGACUAUGGGUGAAGUCCGAGAACCCAGCGAGCAGCUCCAGAGUGCAAUCAGAGACAGAGACGACGCCAUAGCCAAGAAGAAAGCGGUGGAAAUGGAGCUGGCCAAAUGUAAAAUAGACAUCAUGUCUCUGAACAGCCAGCUGCUGGACGCCAUCCAACAGAAGCUCAACCUGUCGCAGCAGCUGGAGGCUUGGCAGGAUGAUAUGCACAGAGUGAUUGACCAGCAGUUGAUGGACAAGCACCAGGACGAGUGGCGCUCGGCCCCGACCUCCCUGUCAGGGUCGUCGAGGGCCCACGGGGGUCAGUCCUCCAGACGAGCUCACCGCAUCUCUGACCGGGACAAGAGACUUUUCUCUUUUUUCAAAAAGAACUGAGCCCCGUUGGACUGGCCCCGAGCACAGCAGACAGACAGACAGACAGACAGACGAGCGGGAGAAGGAGGGAGCAACAUCACAGUACAGGGGUAACAACACAGCCAAAGACAGGCAGUGGCAUACACUGAGGUUUGGGGGGGAUCAUUUUGCACUUUAUCUGUCCCAUUACUCUUCUCCUUACUGAUUAACUGGUGACUGCUGACAAUGAGUAUAAGAGCAGGACUUCCCCAGAGGCUUUGGCUUCGGCCCCUCUCAUUGAAACCUAUUGGUCUUACAGAACAUGAACAGGGUCUCAGAAGUUUACCUCCAAAGAGGAAGGUUUCCUUGUAGUGCCUACAACCAUCUCUACAAUCCCACUGCCAACUGUGUAGAGAAGGAACACUAUGUACAAACUCUCACUGUAUGCAUCCCAGUUAUCAGGCCAAGGAGUCUGGGGAAAGACAGACGGAUAUAUGGGACAUUGUAGGACCAUGAAAAAAGAUGAGGAUAGUAGGGCAGAGCUGUAAGUCAGAGUAUGAGGGAUGAAGCUAUCCUCUGGGUAGAGAGCAAAGAUGCUGCAGUCAACCCAUGUGAUCUCUCAGGUUUAUUCAUUUGUUCAGGCGAACAUGAGGCAACAGUUUGAUGUAUCAGGACCAGAGCAUAUAUCUGACAACAGAAAGCUUAUUUACAUAUUGACAUUGUCAGGAAGUUUUUAAUUUUACAGCCUGAGGUGCGAACAGCCAAUUAUAGCAAGAAAAAAGACUUGGUACUAAGGGGUAUUCCCAUAGUUUAGCUUUAGCUCACUUUCAUUAAGUUUAGGGACUCACAGUGGACCUAUUAAAGCUGCACUUACAAUAUAUGGAUCAAAUAACUAUGUUUAAUGUGAAAAGAAACAGAGACUUAUCACCUCACUACCAACCCCUUAGCAGCGUUGUAACCUUUUAAGCUGGUUGUUUUAGUUGCAAAUAUUUCAGUGAAUUUCGGCCUUAAAAUUUGUUUUGUGUCCAGAAAAAUGACUAAAUUUCUGCUCAUGUUCUCGAACAACUUGAAAAAUUGAGAAUAUGUCUCUUGAUGUAUUUGCAGUGACUUCCCAAGUGAACAGAAACAGAUCAGUACAGCUUUGAAAAAUGAAAUGUUUAAAAUUCAAAGCAGCAGAGAUACCCUAAAGCUAAAAUCAACAUCCAAAAACCUUUCAUUUCUCAUAAUAUAACCAAUGCUGUUUUCAUUACACCUCUUCUAGCUGGUACAUGCUCACAUCUGUCUUAUUCCACAAUCCCAGUCAGUAAUAAAUGUGUAGAUUCCAAGCCUAAGUUCAGGGUUAAAUCAUGCUGUAUUAAAUUGAACUAAAACAUAAUUAAACUUGAGCAGGUCUAGAGAAUCUGUGAAUGAAUGUAUAAAACCAGCACUUUUCAGUUGGCCAUGUAUUGUGGCGAACUCGACGAGGCCUUCAUGUUCAUGUCUGACGUCUGAAUAAACCUUUGGGUGGCUGAAGUUACUGAUACUGUCUGUCCAGGUGUUAUUAUUUUUCUACACUCAAUGUUAUAUUUAACAUUUAUUUACAAAUCCUAUCUUUUUUGUAAGAAAAAGGCACUGUCCAACAUUGUCCCCACGAUGUCAAUCAUCUUCCUAGUUGACCAAAUGUUUAAAACGUUUACAUCAGCUUGAGAAGGAGGCAGAACUAUGAAGUAUGCUCAUCAACUCAAGAGUAACCUGUUGAAUUUUCAUGUUGUUAAGACGCAUGUGAGUGUACAAAACUCCACUGAACUUCCUCUGCAGUGGUCAGUGUCUGCUGCUUCGUUUCGCAUUCACCACUAAUAGAAAAAGGUCUACCUCCAUUCUCAUUGCUUCAAUACUUCAUGGGCACUUUGAUUUCUUAGCUGGCGGGCUUCCAUUUCAGGCAACACAUCUGUGACUCCGUUGGUAAAACAGUAUGUGUUGGCCUGAAAUCUCCGAGCAUGAAUGACUUUCAGUGUGGCACAGUGAUGUCUCAUGUCUGUCUGUGUUUGAACUCACGUCUAAUGCAGCUGUGCAAACCUAUGCAGAUGUCUUCGUGUCAUCUCAGCUGGUUGUUGGGAAGGAUCAACCCAAAGAAUGAUUUUUAUAAUAAAGUCGAAUAGGUUUGGAUGAAAUUGAUAUAUUUAUAAGAAAAAAAUGCAUACCUUUUGAAUGAAAAUCUUUUUGUAGGAAGAAAUAUACCUGUACAAUGUAGGCUCCUCUUCAUGUGUGUCCCAACAGUGAGAAGAAAUUCCACUGGUGAGUUGAACAUUGUCACUUGUAUGUAUGUUUUUUUUUUUCACAGUCCUGGUUCGGCAUGCAGUAGAGCUGGUGACAGAUUCCACAAUUCAAAUGAUUCACUGAUACGAUACACAAAUUAUUAAAAACACCCCAAGAAGCAUGAAUAGGAGUUAUUAAUCCAAGAGUACCUCAUAAUUCACCACCCACUGCUGUCACUGUCUGAUAAGUUACUCUAUUACAGUCUAUCUGCUGAGCUAAUAAAGAAACACAUCGACAUAU